CACCCUCACCCUGAAGGUGACAGUUCCUUGGAACCUUCCUUGAACCUUGUGAUCCCAGGCUCUAAGAGUCCACUCUUCCCAGCUCAGCUCAGUACCUCCUUACAGCCACAGCAGCCACCUCCAAGAUCCCUACACUGAUCAUGCUUUUCCGAAUCUCCAUGUCGGCCACGGAGUUUCUUCUAGCCUCUCUCAUCUUCUGUCUAGUAUUCUGGGUAAUCAGGGCCUCAAGACCUCGGGUCCCCAAAGGCCUGAAGAAUCCACCAGGGCCAUGGGGCUGGCCCCUGAUCGGGCACAUACUAACCCUGGGAAAGAACCCACACCUGGCACUGUCAAGGAUGAGCCAGCGGUAUGGGGACGUGCUGCAGAUUCGCAUUGGCUCCACACCUGUGCUGGUGCUGAGCGGCCUGGACACCAUCCGGCAGGCCCUGGUGCAGCAGGGCGAUGAUUUCAAGGGCCGGCCCAACCUCUACAGCUUCACCCUCAUCAGUAAUGGCCAGAGCAUGUCCUUCGGCCCAGACUCUGGACCAGUGUGGGCUGCCCGCCGGCGCCUGGCCCAGAAUGGCCUGAAAAGUUUCUCUAUUGCCUCUGACCCAGCCUCCUCAUCUUCCUGCUACCUGGAGGAGCAUGUGAGCAAGGAGGCUGAGGUCCUGAUCAGCAAGUUGCAGGAGCAGAUGGCAGGGCCUGGGCACUUUAACCCCUACAGGUAUGUGGUGAUAUCAGUGGCCAAUGUCAUCUGUGCCAUUUGCUUUGGCCAGCGCUAUGACCACAACCACCAAGAACUGCUUAGCCUAGUCAACCUGAGUAAUAAUUUCGGGGAGGUGGUUGGCUCUGGAAACCCAGCUGACUUCAUCCCUAUUCUUCGCUACCUGCCCAACCGUUCCCUUAAUGGCUUCAAGGACUUGAAUGAGAAGUUCCACAGCUUCAUGCAGAAGAUGAUCAAGGAGCACUACAAAACCUUUGAGAAGGGCCACAUCCGGGACAUCACAGACAGCCUGAUUGAGCACUGUCAGGAGAAGCAGCUGGAUGAGAACGCUAAUAUCCAACUGUCAGAUGAGAAAAUCGUUAAUGUCGUCUUGGACCUCUUUGGAGCUGGGUUUGACACAGUCACAACUGCUAUCUCCUGGAGCCUCAUGUAUUUGGUGACGAACCCCAGGAUACAGAGAAAGAUCCAAGAAGAGCUAGACACAGUGAUUGGCAGGUCACGGCGCCCCCGGCUCUCUGACAGAUCCCAUCUCCCCUAUAUGGAGGCCUUUAUCCUGGAGACCUUCCGACACUCCUCCUUCGUCCCCUUCACCAUCCCCCACAGCACCACAAGAGACACAAGUCUGAAAGGGUUUUACAUCCCCAAGGGGCGUUGUGUCUUUGUGAACCAGUGGCAGAUCAACCAUGACCAGAAGCUAUGGGUCAACCCAUCUGAGUUCCUACCUGAACGGUUUAUCACCCCUGAUGGUGCUAUCGACAAGGUGCUAAGUGAGAAGGUGAUUCUCUUUGGCUUGGGCAAGCGGAAGUGCAUCGGUGAGACCAUUGCCCGCUGGGAAGUCUUUCUCUUCCUGGCCAUCCUGCUGCAGCGGGUGGAGUUCAGCGUGCCACCGGGUGUGAAGGUGGACAUGACCCCCAUCUAUGGGCUGACCAUGAAGCACGCCUGCUGUGAGCACUUCCAAAUGCAGCUGCGCUCUUAGGUGCUUGAGAGCCCUGAGGCCUAGACUCGUCUAUCUGGUCUGGUUGGGCAGCCAGAUCGGCGGGCUGGCCUAAGUGAUCUAAGGUUCAGCCUGAAACUUAUAUAGACACUGAUCUGGCUACAGUUUUGCUAUCUGGGCUGUGGGCAAGCCUAAGGGAUACUGCCUGCCCCUACCCUGGACUUGCCUCUGCACACCCUCCACAGACAACAGGUAAAACAGGGCCACAUAGAUGCUGAUGGAGCCUUCCCAAGUUGUGGUGCUUGAGCCAGGAGGCCUGCUAGGGUUAGGAGGUCCUUAGGCCUCUGAGAAGCUCUGAAGAACUCUCUGGAAGCCCCUGGGCCCAGCAGUUAGCUGGCUUUGUGCAGGUGCUGACUGGCUUGAGCAAGUUAGAGCUGGCCACACCAGGACCCUGUCCAAUCUUUGACAAUUGGGAGCUGCCAAGAGUGAAGGGAAGAGACAGCCCAGGAUACUGGCACAGAGGUAGUCUCACUACUUGAACUAGGCUGAGCAAUCUGGCCCUAUGGGUCUAGGACACAGUUCCUGGGAAUAUCGCAUUCCUCUGCCCUUCCUGUAGGCAGGAACAAACAGGGCUGCCUUCUGGCCUUGUAAAACCCUUGUUGCUGUCCAGGAGGGCCUGGGGACUUGUGUCUAUGGGGAGCAGAGCGCAGAGGCAGUGCACAUAUUCAGGCACCAGGAUUGGGGCUGGAGUGAGGUUGUGGUAUUUCAAUUACCUUCUAUUGGUCUCCAUUCUCUACACUCUUGUAAUAAAAUGUCUAUUUUUAAUGUUUGUACACAACAAUCUUUCUAUUCUAGCCUGCAUUGUGCUUACAUGCCUGCAUAAGGUUUAAGAACCAUUGAUUUAAUGUAAUAGGGAAAGUUCUAACCCAAGUAUCCAAAAAUGUGUAAGAACAACUACCUGAGCUAAAUAAAGAUAUUGUUCAGAAAUCCUA
Molecule: messenger RNA, 2629 nt
Organism: Macaca mulatta (Rhesus monkey)
Lineage: Eukaryota; Metazoa; Chordata; Mammalia; Primates; Cercopithecidae
Gene: CYP1A1
Product: cytochrome P450 family 1 subfamily A member 1
Biological process (GO): hormone biosynthetic process; progesterone metabolic process
Molecular function (GO): iron ion binding; heme binding; steroid 17-alpha-monooxygenase activity
Source: RefSeq, a predicted model, not a curated record